GGGGUCACCCUGGCUGGCACCCGCCGCCGCCGCCACGCGAUGGCCAGGCUGCAGGCUCCAUCCAGGAGGCGGCAGGGACAUUAGCCGGGGGGUCUCGGCGGCACGGCUCACCCGCGGGCUGGGAGGAGCGGAGAGCAGCAGAAGAGCCCCCGAAGCACGACCCAACCCCGUCCACCGUGUAUGAGGCUGGGACGCAGUACGCAGGACCCGCGUCCGCAGAGACACCCCUUCCGAUGUCCCGGCAUGAGACUUCUCCGACAACGGUGCAACCCGCCAGCAACCACCGCCCCAACGCCUGCUGCUUCUGCUGGUGCUGCUGCUGCAGUUGCUCAUGGAACGAGGACCGGGAGCGAGCGUGGAGGGCGUCCCGGGAGACCAAACUGGAGACCAUCCCAAACUGUGAAGCGUGCGCCAAACCCACGCCGGAGGAGGUGCGGGGCUGGGCACAGUCCUUCGACAAGCUGAUGAAGAGCCCGGCGGGUCGCAAUGUCUUCCGGGAGUUCUUGCGGACUGAGUACAGCGAGGAGAACAUGCUCUUCUGGCUAGCAUGCGAGGAGCUCAAAAAUGAAUGCAACAAGCACACCAUCGACGAGAAGGCCAGGAUGAUCUACGAGGACUACAUCUCCAUCCUCUCGCCCAAGGAGGUGAGCCUGGACUCGCGGGUGCGGGAGGUCAUCAACCGGAAGAUGCAGGAGCCGUCCUCGCACACCUUCGACGACGCGCAGCUCCAGAUCUACACGCUCAUGCACAGAGACUCCUACCCUCGCUUCCUGAACUCUGCCAUAUACAAAUCGCUGCUCCAGAGCGUCUCCCGCUCCUCCUCGGAGUCCUAAGGGCGCCCGCCGGCCGCGGGGACGCCGGCGGGGACACGGCGGCCGAGGUGGGGGGGGAGCUCAGUGCCUCCUCCCCUCUUCUGCCCUCCCUGCCAGCCCCCCCCACCCCAAGUUUUUAGCUUUUUACCUAUGAACCGUCACGCCGGUUUCUGGGCCGCCCUCCAGGACUGUCCCCGGGGCUGGUGCCACUGCGGCAGCACAGCCCGGGCCGGCUCGUACUACUGAACCCCUGCCCCGUCCCCGCCGCUGGCCGGAGCGAGCCGGGGAAGCUCACGGGAGCACGCAGAAGAGCGCCCGGGGCCCGGCUCCCCCUCCCCGGCUCCACCCGCACCCCGUUUUGAAGAGGUCACUUUAUCCCCUCUCCACCACACCUCGGGACACGGCACGUCCCCGUUUCCCACCUGAGACCCAGUUGGGGACUGGG
Messenger RNA from Gymnogyps californianus (California condor), 1257 nucleotides. It is a transcript of the gene RGS19, whose product is annotated as regulator of G protein signaling 19. Bases 234 to 833 code for a protein of 199 amino acids. The transcript has 6 exons. Lineage: Eukaryota; Metazoa; Chordata; Aves; Accipitriformes; Cathartidae. The record is from RefSeq and is a predicted model, not a curated record.